Messenger RNA from Phytophthora infestans T30-4, 1242 nucleotides. RefSeq lists its product as uncharacterized. The coding region runs from base 1 to 1242 and encodes 413 amino acids. The transcript is spliced from 3 exons. The record is from RefSeq and is a predicted model, not a curated record. Lineage: Eukaryota; Oomycota; Peronosporomycetes; Peronosporales; Peronosporaceae.
AUGACUGUUGGAUUGCAUACUUUAGAGCUGAUUGUCGAAGGUGGAAGUCGAAUUUCUAGCAACUUCGUGCACUUUGAGGCUAUUCGACCCGAGCAAGUGUUUCGAAUCUAUCCGUCUCGUGGUAUCCAAACUGAAAAUACUGAGAGAAAAAUCCGUGUGAUCGGUGAUAAUUUCGUUGAUUCGACGAAUUUAACAUGUAUUUUCGACGAUGUCCAAGCGCCUGCAACGGAUUUCAUAUCACCAUUGGAAAUCGAGUGCGUUGUACCGUUUACUCAGUUGGGAGCAAAAGUAGUUCGGGUAUCAAAUAACGGCGUCGACUUCUCGAAGUCAUCAGGAAGGUACGAGAUACUGCCUAGGAUGUCAAUUGCUGCUGUUUCACCUCACCGAGGAUCGUUUUUGGGUGGUACAAUUGUCAUUUUAACUGGUGUAUUUGGAAGUUACGAAGGGAUCGAGUGCGUAUUUGGAGAAUAUAUCGUGGAAAUCAACGCUCGUGUGUACAGUACAUUAGCGCACGUUGAAGACGAUGUCGACGUUAGCUUUGAGUAUGGAUCAGGGCCCAUCGUGACUGAUAUUGUGCCUUCGGUGAUAUCGCAGACAACUGACUUAACAAAUGUGACGGUGAUUGGAUCAGGGCUAAACGUGACAGAGUUAGUCGGUUGUCAUUUCUCGAAUCAGCCUUCGUCUCCUUUGUACCGUGACCGCGAUGAUGUUUUGUGUAGCUUUGAUGCUAGUUCCACAGGAAUAUUUGAGUUGACACUUGUAUUAGCUGGAACCAGCCGCGAUCAAAUUGCUACGCACCAAAAGAUUCGUGUCAUCCCAGCGAUUCAACCAAUUGAAAUAUUACCCUUUCAAUUCGAUGAAAGGGGGGGAACGGGGACUAUCAUCUCGGCCUUAAAUAUUGUCCCAGGCGCGAAGUCUCUUCGCUGUUUGUUUGGCCACAUCGUAGUGGAGGGAUUGGCUUUAUCAGACGUUCAAAUGCGUUGCAAGACGCCACCCAUGCGGCCCGGACGCACGUCACUCAGACUCAGUCAGGAUGGCUUUUCUUGGUCUGAAAACAAGCUGGAGAUUGAGGCAUUCGCGACGCCGAUGCUGUUUGAAGCAUAUCCGAAUCGCUCUGCUGCAGUAGGUGGCGUUGCAAUUGCUGUGUAUGGAACGAAUCUGCGGGAAUUUGCGAACAUGAAAUGUGUGUUUGGAGACGUUAAGACCCCGGCUAUCAGUGUGAAUAACUCGGUGUCAGCUUAA